GGCCCCCCCGGCUCCACUCGCCCCGUCCGGCCGCGCCAUGAGCCGCCUCCCGGCCCCGCCGCUCCCGCUGCUGCUGCUGCUGGCGGCCCUGGGCCCCCCCGCCGCGGGGCAGGCGCCCCCCCCCACCGCCCGCCCCAACAACACCCGGCCGGUGUUCCCGUGCGGGGGGGACCACCGCGGGGAGUCGGGGUACGUGGCCAGCGAGGGCUUCCCCCAGCACUACCCCCCCCACAGCAACUGCACCUGGACCAUCACGGUCCCCGAGGGCCAGGUGGUGACCCUCUCCUUCCGCGUCUUCGACCUGGAGCCGGACGCCCUGUGCCGCUUCGACGCGCUCUGGGUGUUCGGUGGCCACGGGCCGGGGGCUCCGCUCUUGGGCCGCUUCUGUGGCACCUUCCGGCCGGGGCCGCUGGUGGCCGCGGGCAACCGGCUGCGGCUGCGGAUGGAGAGUGACGGCGGCACCGCGGGCCGGGGGUUCCUGCUCUGGUUCAGCGCCGGGCGCCCGCCCGCCCACGGGCCCCCCCACGGACGGCGGCGUUCGGGGGUUAAUAAUAAACCCCAUUUUUUCGGGGAGUCCUGGCACUAUUUUGACGAACACCAAUAUUGUGGGGGGCGGCUGGAGAAACCCCAAGGGAGCCUGAAGACCCCGAACUGGCCGGAGGAGAAUUAUCCCCCCGGGAUCAGCUGCUCUUGGCACAUCGUAGCCCCCCCGGACAAGGUGAUUGAGCUGAGGUUCGGGAAGUUCGACGUGGAGCGGGACGCUCACUGCCGCUACGACUACGUGGCCGUUUUCGAGGGGGGGGCGACGGACGACGCCCGGAGGUUGGGGAAGUUCUGCGGGGAGGAGACCCCCGGCCCCAUCCUCUCCUCCAGCCACGAGCUGCUGGUUCAGUUCGUCUCGGACCUGAGCGUGACGGCCGACGGCUUCUCCGCCACCUACACCCUGCGCAACCGGGACGCCCCUCCUGCCCCCGCCCCCAGCACCGACCCCCCGAACCCCAAAACCAAAGGGGGUGGGAAGGGGAAAGCUCCCCCCGGGCCGAAAACAGUGACACCGGCUGCCACCGCCAUCCCCGUCACCGCCACCCCCUGCCCUCAGCGAUGCCGGCGGGUCGGGACAUUGCAGAGCAACUUCUGCGGCAGCGAUUUCGUGCUGACUGGGACGGUGAAGUCGGUGUCGCGGGGUCCCCCCCAGGAACAGGGCUGGGCCGUGGUCUCCAUCCUGGGCCUCUACAAAUCGGGGGGGCUGGGGGUACCCCACCCCCCCAAAGGGGCCACCCUGCGCCUCCAGCUGCCCUGUCGCCUCUGCCCUGGCCUCAAGAAAGGCUCCAGCUAUAUCCUGAUGGGGCAGGUGGGGGCAGAUGGGGGGGCCGUGCUGCCCCCCGAGGCCUUCGUCGUCCCCUACCGCCCGCAGCAGCAGCAGGUUUUGGGGAACCUCAGCAAGAGGCCGUGUCGGGGGAACCCCUGAGACGCCCCCCCGGGACCUCCCCCAUAUUGUGGACAUCCCUCCCCCCCCGCCAAUAUGCAAUUAAAGCGCGCAGAGACGGAGG
Molecule: messenger RNA, 1550 nt
Organism: Chroicocephalus ridibundus (black-headed gull)
Lineage: Eukaryota; Metazoa; Chordata; Aves; Charadriiformes; Laridae
Gene: PCOLCE
Product: procollagen C-endopeptidase enhancer
Exons: 9
Coding region: 38-1468 (476 amino acids)
Biological process (GO): proteolysis
Molecular function (GO): peptidase activator activity; protein binding; collagen binding
Source: RefSeq, a predicted model, not a curated record